AUGAAAAUUGUUCUAUGGAAAGAGUCAGAAAAAUCUUGUGAUCUACAAGAUAAAUCUAAUAAAAAAAAGUGGAUAAAAAACAUGAUUUGGCAUAAACAAAACAGAGAUAUUCGUAACGAAAAUACAAUAUCUAGUGAUCGUAUUGGUCUUUAUAGACAUUCUUUUUUUGGCUUUUCUAGAAAAUUUUUGAAAAAGACUUUUUUUUUAAGAAAUAAGAUAAUUGAUCCAUUUUUCGAUGAUAUAUCAGAAGAUAUAAUAGUUUCUGAUAGUUUUAAAAGAAAGGAUAUGUCCUUAUGGUCUAGAAAAAUAUCACCAGAUUUUUUAUUUUAUUUAUUGACAUUGAAACAAAAAGAUUUUGGUCGAAUACUUUUAAAUUUAUAUUAUCUCAAUGAAAAUAUCAAGAAAAAUCCUUUAUUUUUAUCAAAGGAAGCAUAUUGUAAUUCUAUGGAAUCUAUUAAGAUUAGUCAAAGAAGUAAAUUAUAUAUAUUGAAACAAUUGUUUUAUACUUUUAAUUACUAUUCUAAAUUAUGGUUAACAGUCUAUAUACCUAAGACGGAAUUAAUACUUGGUCUAACAUAA
Messenger RNA from Pneumocystis murina B123, 579 nucleotides. RefSeq lists its product as hypothetical. The coding region runs from base 1 to 579 and encodes 192 amino acids. The record is from RefSeq and is a predicted model, not a curated record. The transcript is spliced from 2 exons. NCBI's taxonomy places the organism in Eukaryota, Fungi, Ascomycota, Pneumocystomycetes, Pneumocystales, Pneumocystaceae.